Molecule: messenger RNA, 2213 nt
Organism: Anarrhichthys ocellatus (wolf-eel)
Lineage: Eukaryota; Metazoa; Chordata; Actinopteri; Perciformes; Anarhichadidae
Product: lipolysis-stimulated lipoprotein receptor-like
Exons: 6
Coding region: 342-1484 (380 amino acids)
Biological process (GO): establishment of blood-brain barrier; tricellular tight junction assembly
Cellular component (GO): tricellular tight junction; plasma membrane
Source: RefSeq, a predicted model, not a curated record
AUAUGUAUGUAAUAUUUAAAAAAAUUAAGCAUUGAAAGUAAAAACACGUGGUUUACAGGGAAUAUUUAUUGGUCUGGUGCAGUGUCAGCUCAGCUAACCGGCAGACAUGGAAGUGGUAUCAGUCGUCUCCUCUCAGCAUUAUAAACAAUUGAACCAAUCCUUUGAAGUACACCCUUAACAUUGCAUUGUCCUUUGCUAUGUGUUGGCUUCUGCUCCUGCAACCGAAGACAUACAAGGUGUUUUAUACAGUUCCACUUCAUCUUGUGUUCGUUCCACUUUAACCAGCUGUCGUCUGUUAUUUUACAGUGUACGAGGCAGGAAAAGCAGUGAAGAAAGGCGGUAUGCCAAUGAGUCAAUAUGCCCCCACCCUCUAUGCUCCCAGUAUGUAUGCUCAGCCAGCAUACGGUGGCCCGCUUAACCAUCCUGGUAUGCCCAUGCUUCCUCUACCCAACGGAUCCGGACCGCCACCUCCCCAGAAUAGUUACGGCCGUGACUAUGAUGGCGCCAGCUCGGUUGGACAGGGCUCCCAGGUGCCUCUGCUGCAUGAUCAAGAUGGGGGAGUGGACCACACUCGCAGUGGGUAUCGUAUCCAGGUGGAUCCCGAUGGGAACGCCACGCGAGCCAUUUACUACAUGGAGCGGGAGCUGGCCAACAUGGACCCUUCCAGACCCGGCAACUACAACCGCCUGGAUAAUAUGACCGAAGUCAGUUCCCUGCAUGACAGUGUGGAGGCUCGAGGCCGCGGGGGUCGUUCCCAGCCGCCACCUCUGGCCACCGUCUACGACAGGGACGAAGCCAUGAGCACCAUCAGCAGUGUGUCCCAGCAAGGCCACCGCCGCGACGACAACCCGCGUCACGGUGGAGGGUACAUGGGGGAUCGUGUACGCGCUCGCUCCAUGGACAACCUCGACGACAUCGGACGGCGCCACGGCCGAGAUGACUACCAACCACAAAGGCGCCCGGAUGAGUUCCGAGGCAGGAGAGGCUCUGAUGACGGGUGGAGCAGUAGCGCCCGCAGCGGCAACAGCCGCGAUGACCGCAGGCGCCGUGAGCCCUCCCCCGAUGACCGCCGGAGAGGAGAUGGAGGGGGCUACGGGGGCAUGCCGGGGAGACGCAGCCGCAGCCGCGACGACCUGAUGGACCUGGAGAGGGAUCGCCAGCAUGGCGGCGACACCAGGGGCCGGCGAGAUGAUUAUGACGACAGCAUCCUGCGAGAAGCCAUGGAGAGGAAGAGGAUGGGCCAGCAGCAGAGGGCACGCAGCCGGGAGCACCUGGACAGCGAGAGCGACCGCUCGGAUUGGGGGAGGGCUCCACGUGGGCCCCCACCACUUCCUCAUGUCCCGCCCUCCGGAAACCCCGGUCGCCGUGAUGACUACCCACCUCCUGUACCACCACCGUACAGUGAAGACGAAAGUGUGUCAUCUUCAAAGAAAAGCAACCUCCGCAAGAAUGGAGCUGUGAGUCGGGAGAGCCUGGUGGUGUGAAACCAACCAUGACGUGAGCAGCCUGUCCAGUAAUGCAGCUCUGGACCAGUUCAAAGUUAAAGACUGUAAAUAUUAGUCACACUGCUAAUACGCUGUGCUGAUUUUUUGAUUUUUUUUUUUUUAUUGCAUAAUUUACAGUAAAUUUGUUCAGAGUUGACGCUGAAUGUGUAUGUAUACUUCUCUAAACAGUGAAGAGGUGCACAGAUGAAAUAUUUUGUGUCUGUUCAUGUAUGAAACUUUGUGGCUGCCACAAGUGCCUUUUAGAGUGUACAGAAUGUUACUUGUAGAUGUGAAAGUCAAGUUGUUAAAUGAUUCUCUGUGAAGGUGUUUACAUCUUGACGAGUAAGCAUUUUCUGAUUGGUUUAAACUUUUUUUUUUUUUUUUUUAUAGUUUCACCUUAUACAGGUACUGAUGUAGAUUUCUAGGGGUCUAUAGAUUCUUUUGGCUUUUUACUGAAGAAAACCUUUUUUGUUUUUAUAAGAAAAAACGUUGUACAUUUAAAGGAAUUUGUUUUAUCUUUGCAUUUAGUAACCUGGUGAACCAAAGUCUUGGUUAGAAUUUGUAUUUUAAUUCUCACAUUUAAUUUUUUUAAUUUUUUUUUUAAGCACAAUAUUUCAGUUUUAACUCUCUCAGUAUGUUGUACAGCCGACCAGUAAUACACUCUGAAAACGCAAAUGUUUACUGUGAAGUGAUGAAAGCAAAUUUUACAAUAAAAGUCCCUAUUGCCAG